This is a messenger RNA of Rhincodon typus (whale shark), 2613 nucleotides long. RefSeq names its product glutamate receptor, metabotropic 2a (gene grm2a). Gene Ontology annotation, molecular function: group II metabotropic glutamate receptor activity. The record is from RefSeq and is a predicted model, not a curated record. NCBI's taxonomy places the organism in Eukaryota, Metazoa, Chordata, Chondrichthyes, Orectolobiformes, Rhincodontidae. Gene Ontology annotation, cellular component: membrane. The transcript has 5 exons. The coding region runs from base 1 to 2613 and encodes 870 amino acids. Gene Ontology annotation, biological process: G protein-coupled glutamate receptor signaling pathway; regulation of synaptic transmission, glutamatergic.
AUGUCCCAGCCACAGCUGCUCAACCUCCUACACCUCGUGCUUCAGGUGAUCCUGUCCAGCUCCAGCAGCUUUCUUGCUGGGAAGAAGGAGAUUGCAAUCGAUGGGGAUCUGGUGAUCGGUGGCUUGUUCCCAGUCCACGAGAAAGGCAAUGGUUUGGAAGACUGCGGAAGGAUCAAUGAGCAGCGGGGCAUUGAGAGGCUCGAGGCCAUGCUCUUUGCCCUGGAUGCAAUAAACAAGGACCCCAGCAUUUUGCCUGGGAUCAAGCUGGGAGCCCACAUCCUGGACACCUGCUCCAAGGACACCUAUGCGCUGGAGCAGUCUCUGGAGUUUGUCAGAUCGUCACUGGCUAAAGUCGACGAGACCAAAUAUAUCUGUCCAGAUGGAUCUUUCGCCAUCCAUGAUGACAAGGCGUUUGCCAUCGCUGGGGUCAUCGGGGGCUCGUACAGUGACGUGUCCAUCCAGGUCGCCAACCUGCUGCGCUUGUUUCAGAUUCCCCAGAUCAGCUACGCCUCCACCAGUGCCAAACUGAGCGAUAAGUCCCGCUACGAUUAUUUUGCACGGACUGUGCCGCCCGAUUUCUACCAAGCGAAGGCCAUGUCGGACAUCCUGCGCUUUUUCAACUGGACGUACGUGUCCACGGUGGCAUCGGAGGGCGACUAUGGCGAGACGGGCAUCGAGGUGUUUGAGCAGGAGGCCCGUGCCAGGAACAUCUGCAUCGCCACCUCGGAGAAGGUGGGCCGCUCCAUGAGCCAGAAGAGCUACGACGGGGUCAUCAAGGCCCUGGCGCAGAAGCCCAGCGCCCAGGUGGUGGUCCUGUUCACCAAGAGCGAGGAUGCCCGUGAGUUGCUGGCCGCGGCCCACCGGCUCAAUGCCUCCUUCACCUGGGUGGCCAGCGACGGCUGGGGUGCCCUGGAGAAUGUGGUGCGGGGCAACGAGCUGGCGGCAAGGGGGGCCAUCACCAUCGAGCUGGCCGCCCGCUCCAUCGCGGAGUUCGCCGCCUACUUCGUCAAUCUCCACCCGGCCAACAACCGCAGGAACGCUUGGUUCCGGGAGUUCUGGCAGCAGAGGUUCAACUGCAGCUUCCGCGAGAGGGCCUGUGCCAGCAACACACUCAGGAAGGAGAGGUACCAGCCCGAGUCCAAGAUCAUGUUCGUACUCAAUGCUGUCUACGCCAUGGCCCAUGCUCUCCACAACAUGCAGCAGGCACUCUGCCCCAACACCACCAGUCUCUGCGACAACAUGAGGCCCCUCAAUGGCAAGAAGUUUUACAAGGAUUACAUCGUGAAGGUUCACUUUGACGCCCCUUUCCGCUCGGAUGACACGGACAGUGAAAUCCGGUUCGAUCGACACGGGGACGGAAUCGGCCGGUACAACAUCUUCAACUUCCAGGCGAGGGCUGGGAGGUACGGCUAUCAGAGGGUUGGCUACUGGGGGGAGAGCCUCACCCUCAACACCAGCUUGAUCGCCUGGCCCAGGGCGUCCAUUCCGACAUCACAGUGCAGCGAUCCCUGUGCCAAGAAUGAAGCCAAGAGCAUGCAGCGUGGAGAUGUUUGCUGCUGGCUCUGUAUCCCUUGCCAUCCUUAUGAGUUCCUGUACGAUGAGUUCACCUGCAUGGACUGUGGGCCGGGACGGUGGCCCACCGCAGAUCUCAGCUCAUGCUACGACCUUCCAGAAGAGUAUAUCAAGUGGGAGGAUGCUUGGGCCAUUGGGCCUAUCACCAUUUCUUGCCUGGGCUUCAUCUGCACCCUCUGCGUGUUCGGGAUCUUUGUGAAGAACAACAACACACCAGUGGUGAAGGCCUCGGGGAGGGAGCUCUGCUACAUCCUCCUCGUCGGGGUCCUCAUGUCGUACAGCAUGACCUUGAUCUUCAUCGCCAAGCCCUCAACAGCGGUCUGCACCCUGCGCCGCCUCGGGCUGGGGUCCUCCUUCGCCGUCUGCUACUCGGCCCUUCUCACCAAGACCAACCGCAUCGCGCGGAUCUUCAACGGCGUGAAGGACGGCGCCCAGAGGCCGCGCUGCAUCAGCCCAGCCUCCCAGGUGGGGAUCUGCCUGGCGCUGAUCUCUUGCCAGUUGAUCGUCGUCACAGUAUGGCUGGUGGUGGAGACGCCUGGCACCAGGAAGGAGACCACGCCCGAGAAGAGGGAUACGGUCACCCUCAAGUGCAACACUAAGGAGUCCAGCAUGCUCACCUCCCUGACCUACACUGUGGUGCUCAUCGUGCUCUGCACAGUGUAUGCCUUCAAAACAAGGAAGUGCCCUGAGAAUUUCAAUGAAGCCAAGUUCAUUGGUUUCACCAUGUACACCACAUGCAUCAUCUGGCUCGCCUUCCUGCCUAUCUUCUACGUCACCUCCAGUGACUACAGGGUCCAGACCACCACCAUGUGUAUCUCUGUCAGCCUGAGCGGUUCGGUUGUCUUGGGAUGUCUGUUCGCCCCGAAAGUCCACAUCAUCCUCUUCCAGCCUCAGAAAAAUGUGGUGACCCAUCGCGUGACCACCAGCCGCUUCAGUGUGACUUGCUCGGGGACCACCCACUCUCACGUUUCCGCUGCGCACCAUGUGCCGACUGUAUGCAACGGGCGAGAAAUAGUGGACUCCACAACUUCAUCGUUAUGA